Molecule: messenger RNA, 2404 nt
Organism: Stereum hirsutum FP-91666 SS1
Lineage: Eukaryota; Fungi; Basidiomycota; Agaricomycetes; Russulales; Stereaceae
Exons: 11
Coding region: 1-2280 (759 amino acids)
Biological process (GO): regulation of DNA-templated transcription
Molecular function (GO): DNA-binding transcription factor activity, RNA polymerase II-specific; zinc ion binding
Source: RefSeq, a predicted model, not a curated record
AUGGCUUGCUAUCAUGUCUACGCCGACCAACUCACCUGCUUGAACCACGGAUACGCCCUCUGGGAGCCGGACCCUGGCCUGCGCCCUCCAGUCCGGAUCGGCGACGUGGGGUACUGCCGUUUCGGAGGAUUUUUCCGCAUUUUCAACGUUCAUCUGUCCGCGGACGACCCUCUGCAGGCAUCAGAGCUGCCCGAAUAUUUUUCUCCCUUGCCUUACAAUCCCAAUCAUGUCUAUUCGCGGACGCUUGAUCCCGGCGGGCGCUACUCGCGCAGUGUUCGAGCGAGAGGCGCUGAAGCUGGGCUUUCGACUGGACUCGUCCCGUUAAGCGGGGGGAUUUCAUUCGAAUGUUUCCGCGAGCAAGGAGCCGUCCUCGCCAUAUCAGAAGACGCGACCCGUCAAGACGCUCACCUACUCGUCAACUAUGAAACAUACAUGCUCGAAAAUUGUUCUCGUUGGCUCGCCCUUGUGGAGAUGCAGGGUCUCGGACUACGGAUGGAGGAUAUAGUCCUCGUAACUGGCUGCGAUUUGACGAGCGCAUGGGCGGUCGCAGCAUUUACCGACUCUGGCGUCGAUGCGAGCGUCCAACUCCACGUUGGGGCUACUCCUGCAGGCGCUGUGGACAUUGGUACGAAUGUAUCGUGGAGGAACGAGAGGAAUGUGGAACGACAUUGGGGACCGAGGCGGAGGAUGACGUCUGGAUUCGGAGCUGAUCCUUUCCAGCAGGUCGCCACACCGUCUUCAGAGCAGAAUCAGUGCAUAUUCAUUCGUGGGUAUCGGGUCAAGUUCAGAAGUCGGUUCUUACCGAAGAAAUUAGUCGCUGCAGCGGAGCCGGUAGACUACGACAUGGACGACGACGAAGAUCAUGGGCCUAUUUCGACUGUAGGAUCUUACGGCAAUGAUGGUAUGCUAGAAGUCGAGUCCAUUGCUGAUGAUAGUCAUACACCUCUCUCUGUCGCUGUCCUGGAUUACAUACUUGAACAUUCGGAAGCCCACGUCGCCAUCAUACAUGAUCAGGACCUUAGUCCGAUCUUCGAAAGGUCCUCUUCUAGAUCAAGACUGGAGCUACAGAACGAACUGCAACGUCUAAUGGUCAACGAGAAAUUGUUUAAUUUGAACCAAUCUGGUCACCAAUCAGUGCUAGCCCUUGUGGGUUCAAUAUCAGCACCAGCACCACCGAGACGGUCACUUCCUAACACCGUCGACAACUGGCCCGCGUUUUCGACACCGCUCGACCUUUCGCUCACCUCCAUACCGGAGGUUUUACCAUACCCCGCCCAUUCAAAGUCGCAAGGUGUCGUUACGCCUAGUGUCUCUCGUGACCUUGACAUCCCAGCUCUGCGUAAGAAAGCCCGGGAACAAGCUCGUCGAAUCCGAGAACUUCAAACAUGGGCUCAGAAUGUCGCAGUGGACAGCUCUAGCUCCAAUAAUAACCCUCCACCGGACUCAGACCCCUGCCUAUGUGUCCCUCUUAUCCAAACCCAGAACGAACCCCCAGCCCUUCCUUCUGAAAGUUCUACUAGCGUGACGUGGCCUAUAAAGAAGGCGGGGGGAUCUACCAGUGAGGAGGAGGAUUCAGAUAGCGAUUCGAGUUGCUGGGAUAGCGUCCAGCACGAUCGAGUCACCGCUCAGACGUCCGACAUAGGGAGCGUCUCCGGUAUCUACUCCCGAGCUUUCAGCUCGACGCCGAUCUUGGAGAACGAGGCGUUGACAACGACAUUCGGGUCUUCGACGCAUGGCGAUGCUGCUUCCGCUUCCGAAUACUCAGGUUCUUGUUGGCAGUGCAAACGUCGAAAUAUUGCAUGCGAAAAUCGAGGAAAACAUACGGCCUGCACGUUCUGUAGGAACAGAAAGAUCGCGUGCUCCGUGACCGAUCCAAAUGGUCAUCCAGAAGGCUCAGAGACGAUGGGCAAUGCCAAGGUGCUGGAAGAAAUGCUGUUCGGGCCCUUUCGACGUGAUGCAUCUGGAGCGAGCGCUCCAGUAGGUAGCCCAGACUCUGGAGGAAAACCGAAGGCGAUAAUACGUAGACCUUGUAAUCGCUGCAAAUCCUUAAAGGUCAGGUGCGAGUACGAGCAAGGGGAGCAGUCUUGCAAGCGGUGUCUCCGAGGGGAUCACGAGUGUGUCGUCCCAGAACGUAAAGCCCGGCGCCCAGAGCAGCGAGAGGUACUCCUUCGGGAGACACUCACUCAAGACGCAAGGAUCGAGAGGAGUCUUGAGGAGAUCCGGUCGCUCAAGUCCGCCGAGCGUGCCUCCCAGGCUGCUGGUGGUCAAGUAGGAGGAUAGCCUAUAUUCAUGGAGAAGUGGCAGACAAAGAGAGCAUUUCUGCAUGUAUGCGGUGGUUAGGUAGCCGGCCCAAAUUAUAGCGAGAAUAUUGUACCUUGCUGAGCGUCUCCAAAGUGUAUUUGGU